CUCGAGAGUCGAGCCAGCCUGCUAACUGACAGGCUGAGUGGCCAGGCGGCGAGUAAGCGCCUGUUUUGUUACAAGGAUAGUCUGGAUGGGCGAUGUGUAAAUGUAGUUACAUCAUGUGAUUUUUCUAAAUGUCCAUGGAAACAGCUGACUAAAGUUUGACAGCUAUCCCACCAGUUUUCCACUUGUAAGAAUAGUAAGGAAGCAGUGCUGGAAAUUUGUUUGGAUUAAACCCUUCCUUGUGUUAAUAGAUCCAAAAGUCAUCUGCUGAUGACCACGCCUGAAGCCAAUCCCGAGUUGUGAGUCAGAAGAGGCGAAGCUGGGCUGAUGACAAGCAUGACAUUCAGCCAAGCCACAGAUGCAUGUCCACUCAAAAGGCCCAACUGAGCGACAUACCCUCUGCUUCCCGGCUCUCAACAAGUCGCUCAGGGGGUGGGGGGGUGUCGACGGGACAUAGCUAGUCCCCUGCACCCCCAAGUAGAACCUCACUGUGAAACUGGAGGUCUCUGAUGGAUCAGGGUAGUAAUGAGCAGAGUCCAGAGGAGCCGGACACGGGAGGCCGAGCGGAGCUGGAGGUCGGCAGGAGGGCGUCGGAGUCAGAGCAUGGCUUGUCCAAAAUCACCCAUAACGCCCUGGAGAACAUGGGAGCGUUGGGCCAUGGCCUGAAGCAGUUCUUCCAGCCACAGCGCCGACGCUCCUCCGUUUCCCCACAUGACUCUGUCUCGUCCUGCACAGGCGCCCCUCCCUCCGAACCCACUGAUGUAGGGUCCGAAGUAGGGUACGCUCCUGCCUCCUUGGCCCUCCCUUUGGAUUCUGACAACCCUGCCGCUUCCGCCCCUCCCGCAGCUCUGAGCCGUGUUCUGCAGCAGAUCCGAGGUGCUCCACCAAUGAAGCGAGGCACCAGCCUGCAGAGCCGCCGCAGCAAGGUGGGGGGCACCGGGGAGCCUCCCCAGAAAGGUAGCCCACAGAUCCACCGGCGCAGCACCCAUGAAGCCCUGCUGCAGGCUGGACGCCCACGUUCCUCCUCGACCACAGAUACACCCAGCAGCCCAGCUCUAGCUGACGUUCUGCUAACCUCUGGUUACCACUCAACUGAGGAGCCUGACAAGCUGGAUCGCUAUGAUGGAUCAGGCCCUGCUGUGUCACCCAAUGCUCUCCCCUACGGUGCAGAUGGGUAUGAUGUGGUUGACAGUACCCCAGACCCCCAGCGAACAAAGCAGGCCAUUGCUCAACUACAACAGAAGAUCCUCAAACUCACAGAACAAAUUAAAAUUGCAACUGCACGUGAUGACAACGUGGCUGAAUACCUGAAACUAGCCAAUAAUGCAGACAAACAGCAGAGUGCUCGCAUCAAACAGGUGUUUGAGAAGAAGAACCAAAAGUCAGCUCAGACUAUACAGCAGCUGCAGAGGAAACUCGAGCACUACCACCGGAAGCUUCGAGAGGUGGAACACAACGGCAUUCCUCGCCAGCCCAAAGAUGUUUUCCGAGACAUGCACCAGGGGCUGAAAGAUGUUGGAGCCAAGGUGACGGGGGGCCUCUCCAGUUUCUCUCAAGCCACUCAUUCUGCCGCUGGAGCUGUGGUGUCUAAGCCGAGAGAAAUCGCCUCCCUCAUCCGCAACAUUGGCAGUGCUGAUAACAUUGCAUCUUUGAAAGAUUCCUUGGAUGAAACCCAGGGAGAUGAGGGUGUUGGCCCUGGAACGGCGAGGGCCCUUGGGACCGGACAGUUGCAGUCCAGCCCAAAGUAUGGCAGUGAUGAUGACUGUUCUAGCGCUACUUCCGGCUCUGCAGGUGUCAACAGCACAACUGGAGCUCCCGGAGGCCCCCCUAGCUCCAAGGGCACACCCUGGGAUCAUGGCCAGGCCUCAGGCUUUGAUGCUAUACUCCAUGAGAUCCAAGAGCUCCGGGAAAACCAAGGUCGACUGGAAGAGUCCUUUGAAAACCUAAAGUCUCACUAUCAGCGGGACUACACGAUGAUCAUGGAGGCCUUGCAAGAGGAACGAUACAGGUUGUGAACGUUGGAAGAACAACUCAAUGACUUGACAGAACUGCACCAAAAUGAAAUUCUGAACUUGAAACAGGAACUUGCCAGCAUGGAGGAGAAGAUUGCUUACCAGUCUUACGAAAGAGCGAGGGACAUUCAGGAGGCGCUGGAGGCAUGUCAGACGCGUAUCUCAAGAUGGAGCUGCAGCAGCCAGCAACAGCAGGUGGUGCAGCUAGAGGGUUUGGAGAACGCCACAGCACGGACUCUACUAGGAAAACUAAUCAAUGUGCUGCUGGCUGUUAUGGCUGUCCUUUUGGUGUUUGUGUCCACAGUGGCUAACUGUGUUGUCCCCUUAAUGAAAACACGCAGCCGCACGUUUUCUACGCUGCUCCUUGUAAUCCUCCUCGCCUUCCUCUGGAGGCACUGGGAUGCCAUCUCAGAGUAUCUGCAUCACUUUCUUCUGCACCCCAGAUGACCAGCUUGGAGAGGCUUAUUUAAAUAAUGACGGGACGGAGGAUUUGGGGCUGAUGUUGUGAAGGGAGGACACUGACCCAUACAGGCAGUUGAAACUCAAUACUCCUUCCUUUUCUGCUUCUUCAGCAGCUUCUUGAAACACUCAGGAGGGUUGCAUCAUUGGUUUGUCACUUUAUCUCUUUCUGAAAGGUGUUGAGAAGAAUCCUACAGAGAAUAAGGAGAGCAAUUGGAUGUUUGGUAUCAACCCACUAUCUUUGGUGCAAUUGGCACAAGCACAUACUGUUAAGGGUUGAAUGGGCAUGAGUGAAGGAGGGGCUGAGAGAACUGCACACUUGAUUUCUCUCUUCUGAGUGAAUUUGUUUACAUGUGGAAAACUUGCAUUGUUUUCCCACAGAAGAAAUUGUAAUUCAGAGUUUUUAUUACUUUUGAGCUAAUUCAAGGGUGUUGUUUUUAAGUCAUUGCUAUUUUUAAUACAGCUAACAUAUUGCUUUGUAUUUACUUUUAACUGUAAUGAGCUGAGUGUUCUGCGUGAUUUAGUUGCCCAUAUUCUCUUUUUGUACGUUCCUCUCUCUCUUCUAGUCUUGCCACUCUGGUUUUUCAGUCUGCUCUUUUGUUCCCCUUUACUCAGUCUUUACAUUUCAGCCUCUGUGACCAACUCUUCCUCUUCCUGCCCCCGACACUCUGAAGAAUUGGGUGCUUGCACAUCAGCUACCUUGCUCUGGAAACCAGACUUGUCACUGGAUCAAAUAAUAGUGGGUUCUUGACUUGUUUCUUACGGAUGUGUGAAGUCACUAACACUGGUUCUGCCAGAACCGGGAUAUUUGCUAUCAAGAACUUUAAUAUUUGGAGUUGCGACCCUGUCCUCUGGGCCGACUGGCUCCUGCUAUCCUGGUGGCUUUUCAACUGCAGAAGAAUAAUCAAUGAACUGAAUUAACAUACUUGAAGAGCGAUUAAAGUGCUCAAAGACUCAGUGCUUCCGUACUGUUUCUCUUAGUGACAAUGAAAUAGUAAUACUUUUUAGUUUAUUUUUUAUUUUUAAAGACAAAUAAAUUUGCUGUUUUAAAAUGUGAAA
Molecule: messenger RNA, 3527 nt
Organism: Cyclopterus lumpus (lumpfish)
Lineage: Eukaryota; Metazoa; Chordata; Actinopteri; Perciformes; Cyclopteridae
Product: transmembrane and coiled-coil domains protein 1-like
Cellular component (GO): endomembrane system
Source: RefSeq, a predicted model, not a curated record